CCCGGGCGGCGAUGUUUCACUGUAUUCCCCUGUGGCGGUGCAACCGUCAUGUGGAGACCAUCGACAAGCGCCACUGCUCGCUGGUCUACGUGCCCGAGGAGGUCUACCGCUAUGCACGCAGCCUGGAGGAGCUGCUGCUCGACGCCAACCAGCUGCGGGAGCUGCCCGAGCAAUUUUUCCAGCUAGUAAAAUUACGAAAGCUUGGACUUAGUGAUAAUGAAAUUCAGCGGCUCCCUCCAGAAAUAGCAAACUUCAUGCAGCUUGUGGAACUUGAUGUGUCUCGAAAUGAUAUUCCUGAAAUUCCAGAAAGUAUCUCAUUCUGUAAAGCACUACAGAUAGCUGACUUCAGCGGAAACCCACUGACUAGGUUGCCUGAGAGCUUUCCUGAACUACAGAAUUUAACAUGUCUUUCUGUAAAUGACAUCUCACUGCAGUCUCUACCUGAAAAUAUUGGCAAUCUUUAUAACCUGGCUUCACUGGAACUGAGAGAGAACCUUCUUACAUAUCUUCCUGACUCACUUACCCAGCUACGGAGACUUGAAGAACUUGAUUUAGGAAACAAUGAAAUAUAUAAUUUGCCAGAAUCAAUUGGAGCUCUUUUACAUCUAAAGGAUCUCUGGUUAGACGGGAAUCAGCUCUCAGAAUUACCUCAAGAAAUUGGGAACCUCAAGAACCUGCUAUGCUUGGAUGUCUCUGAAAACAGGUUAGAAAGACUUCCUGAAGAAAUCAGUGGCCUGACUUCUUUAACAGAUUUAGUAAUUUCCCAGAACUUACUGGAAACAGUUCCAAAUGGCAUUGGAAAACUGAAGAAACUGUCUAUCUUGAAGGUGGAUCAGAACCGACUUGCACAGUUGCCUGAAGCUAUUGGGGAUUGUGAAAGUCUCACAGAGUUAGUUCUUACUGAAAACGGUCUAUUGACUUUACCUAAGAGCAUUGGAAAGCUUAAGAAGUUGAGCAACUUGAACGCAGACAGGAAUAAAUUAGUGUCUUUACCAAAAGAGAUUGGUGGUUGCUGUAGCCUCACUGUGUUCUGUGUACGUGACAAUAGACUAACUCGAAUACCUGCAGAGGUGUCACAGGCGACAGAACUUCGUGUCCUAGAUGUGGCAGGGAACAGGUUGAGGCAUCUGCCUUUAUCACUGACCACCUUGAAGUUGAAAGCACUGUGGUUAUCUGACAACCAGUCUCAGCCUUUACUCACAUGCCAGACAGACACGGACCACACUACAGGGGAGAAGAUUUUAACCUGUGUCUUACUUCCUCAGUUGCCUUCUGAACCUACCUGCCCAGAGAAUCUGCCUCGUUGUGGUGCACUGGAGAGCUUGGUAAAUGACGUCUCUGAUGAAACUUGGAAUGACCGUGCAGUACACAGAGUCAGUGCAAUCCGAUUUUUGGAAGAUGAAAAAGAUGAAGAUGGUGAAAUGAGAACACUUCUAAGGCGAGCCACCCCACACCCAGGGGAGUUAAGGAACAUGAAAAAGACGGUGGAGAACUUACGGAAUGAUAUGAAUGCUGCUAAAGGACUAGAGUCAAGUAAAAACAAGGUCAAUCAUACCACUGACCUUGUGACUACAUCUGUGUAGAAUUUCACCUCUGCGUUCUGUGUUCUACCUGCUGUGUCUCCCCUGCUGUGGAGAUGUUCCUGUCCUUUGUGCUUCUGAGGAGCCUCACACAGUCCUUCACCUGCGCCACAUCUGCAUAUCACCUCCGUGACAAGUGCCAGGAUGCCUGUCCUCCAGGAAGUGCCUUAUUUGUCCUUCAGCCAGUCAUCUCACCAGUGGCCUCCGAGUCUGAUUGUUACUCAGCUUUCAGAUCUUCAUAAAAGUAGAAUACACUACUGUCCACAUCUGACAUGCUUCUGUCUUCUGUCAGAGUGAAGGAGAGGAGGAAGGGAAUUUUUAUCCUCUCCAUUAUGUGCUGGACAUUUUGAACCCUCGUUUUCUUGAAUCUACUGAUGAAAGGAAGUUUUAUGUAUACGGGGAAACUAAUCAUUCUUAACUCUUUUUUGGCAGCUGAGAUGGUGUAAAUUUAAAAAUUUUGUAUAGUUAUUUCAUAACAAAAACUAUGUAUUUCUGUUAUUUUAUCUUGAAGACGGUACACAUUUUCUUGAGUAAUUAUGCAGGAAAAAAAAAAACAGACCUGAAGUAAUUUUUUUUUUGUCCCAUAUACUUUGUGCCUUACUGUACCCUGUAUCACAUCAAACCACUUGGAAACAAUGGCAUCAUUAAGCAGUGAGGUGGUAAUGGGAAUGUGGUACUUUUAAAGCAGUGUUGUAUUUUAAUCAGUAAUCUACCAGGUAGAUUGGUUUUUAGCCAAAAAUAUGGACUUGUCAAUGAUUUGAGUUAUAUUGACUUCUUUUGAAAAGAUGAACCAAAGGAUUUGGCUGCUAUUUCUUAUAUUUUAACUUUUCAUCUGUCCUGAUGAGUGCAGUGUCAUACUGCUUACUGAAAAGGCAGGUGCCAUUUCGAUAAUGAAAUAGAGCUUUUCUGCAAUAAAGGAGAAAACUGGCUUAGAAAUACAGUGGAUAAUAAUGGAUUUCAAAAGAAUGAUUCUGAUUGAAGAAAGCUUUAAAAGUUGUAUGUCAAGAUAAAAGACAAGAAAAAAAGCAAAACAGCUCAGUACCAUAGUCGAAAUAUUACUAUCUUUAUAAGUGCAAUUUAAUUUGUAAAUAAGUUGAAUCAAAGUAUAACAAAAGACUGCUUCAAGAUUUAUUUUAAAUCUUCUAAUUUAAGGGUAAUAGGGUAUGUUUUAGUGUGUUUCUGUUGUUUGCUUUUUUGUAUGCUGUGAUAAAAAGAAAAAAUGCAAAGUGAUGGUCACUAUGUAGUGUCUGGGAAAAUCAUGUGUUUUUUUUGGGGGGGAGGAGGGGCAUGGAGUCUUUCUUCAUGAAAUAAACUCACCAUGAACGUUGAAAA
Molecule: messenger RNA, 2912 nt
Organism: Jaculus jaculus (lesser Egyptian jerboa)
Lineage: Eukaryota; Metazoa; Chordata; Mammalia; Rodentia; Dipodidae
Gene: Lrrc1
Product: leucine rich repeat containing 1
Exons: 14
Coding region: 12-1583 (523 amino acids)
Biological process (GO): neurotransmitter receptor transport postsynaptic membrane to endosome; neurotransmitter receptor transport, endosome to postsynaptic membrane
Cellular component (GO): adherens junction; postsynaptic density; postsynaptic membrane
Molecular function (GO): protein binding
Source: RefSeq, a predicted model, not a curated record